Trichoplusia ni (cabbage looper) is the source of this 888-nucleotide messenger RNA. RefSeq names its product FUN14 domain-containing protein 1-like. Gene Ontology annotation, cellular component: mitochondrial outer membrane. The record is from RefSeq and is a predicted model, not a curated record. Gene Ontology annotation, biological process: autophagy of mitochondrion. Bases 130 to 651 code for a protein of 173 amino acids. The transcript is spliced from 3 exons. NCBI's taxonomy places the organism in Eukaryota, Metazoa, Arthropoda, Insecta, Lepidoptera, Noctuidae.
GAGUGACUUUUUAUUAUUCAUUUUCAUUUCAGUCCAUCUCAGUAUCCUUUCGAAGAGUUUGGCUUAGCUGGUGUUACCGUACUUAUUGUGAUAAAUUUGUAGUAAGGAGCAUAAUUUCCGAUACCAGAUAUGGCGAGGCCAGGUAAAGAAGAUGCUUCGGAGGAUGCUAAGAAAAUAGUAGACGAUGCUAAGAACUUUAUUGAAAAGGCGAUAUCAGAUAUCGGAAAGACAUCAGCAACAAAGCAGUUAAUUUUAGGAACUGCGUCAGGAUGGAUAACUGGAUUCAUUUCAAUGAAAAUUGGGAAAUUCGCUGCUGUUGGUUUAGGCGGAAGUGUUAUACUGUUACAUAUUGCCAGCCAAAAAGGGUACAUUGACAUAAAUUGGGACAAAAUCAAUAAGAAGGUUGAUAAAAUCACAGACAAAAUUGAAAAGGAAGCCACAGGACAAUCACCAGAUUGGUUUGAAAAAGUCGAGAGGUUUGUGGACCGUAAAUUGGAUAAAGCCGAAGAUUUAUUAAAGAAGAAGGAAGUGAAAGCUAAACGUUGGGUGCACAAUUUGAAAGGAGAUGAGCACUACAGGGCCACAGAGUCACACGUAUUUUUGGCUUCAUUUGCUGCUGGCAUGGCUAUUGGGCUCCUGUGUGGAAAAUAGACCGUUUGUUAUUUAUGUGUAUAAUACACAGCAAAAUAACUUAAAACUGCAUUGCAUUACUAGAUGUUUCUGAUAUUUUUCAAACAGUAUGAUUGUCUAGUCUGCAUCUAAUGUAUGCAACAUGUUAUUAUAGAAUCGAAAUUAUGUCCAAUUAUGUAUUAUGCUUUUAGGUUAGUUGUUAACAUUUUAAGAUUUAACCCUCAUUAAUAAACUAUAUUUAAAUAUCUUAAAAGAGAA